AUGAUGUCCUCAACCGCAGCAUCUCUGGACCGUCUACGGCCGACACCAAGCUACGGACUAGGCGGAACCUUCACCAUCACAUGCUCCACCCGCAUCGCUGCCUCCCCGCAGGCCUGCCUCAGUGUCGUCACUAACUCUGCUGGAUAUCCCUUAUGGAACCGCUUCUGCCGCGCCUGCACAAUCGACUACCAACCUCCCGGCAACAGCAGCGAUACCAACCCUGCAUACGCCAACCAUGAUCUCACUCUCCGUCUAGGCACACACUUCACCUUUGACGUAUACCUCGACCCGGACGAGCCGCUCAACAAUGACGACAGCGCUGGCACCAGCAGCGGCGGGGACAUCUUCUCAGGAAUCACUAGCCUGGCCAAGCGGGAUGCGACAUCACUGGAAGUAAGUGUUCUGGAGGAGUUUGACGAGGAAGUCGACGUCGAGGUUGAGGGUGGUGAGGGUCCCGGACAGAAAGUCCGGAAGCGGAGGAAGGGCUGGAGGAUUGCGUGGCGGACGCGGGGGAGCUGGGCUCGGCCGACGUGGAUGUUAAAGAGUGAGAGGGUGCAGGAGUUUGCGGAAGUUGGGGAGGGGGAGACGGAGUAUGUUACGUGGGAGACAUUUUAUGGGCCUUUGGCACCAGUUGUAAAGGCUCUGGUGGGGGUUAAGGUUGCUAGGGGAUUUGAGGCUUGGGCAGAGGGGCUGAAGGGGGCUGUUGAGAAGUGA
This is a messenger RNA of Thermochaetoides thermophila DSM 1495, 714 nucleotides long. RefSeq lists its product as uncharacterized. Lineage: Eukaryota; Fungi; Ascomycota; Sordariomycetes; Sordariales; Chaetomiaceae. The transcript is spliced from 2 exons. Bases 1 to 714 code for a protein of 237 amino acids. The record is from RefSeq and is a predicted model, not a curated record.